Messenger RNA from Photinus pyralis (common eastern firefly), 1296 nucleotides. It is a transcript of the gene spn-A, whose product is annotated as DNA repair protein RAD51 homolog 1. The record is from RefSeq and is a predicted model, not a curated record. Gene Ontology annotation, cellular component: condensed nuclear chromosome. Gene Ontology annotation, biological process: double-strand break repair via homologous recombination; DNA strand invasion; DNA recombinase assembly. NCBI's taxonomy places the organism in Eukaryota, Metazoa, Arthropoda, Insecta, Coleoptera, Lampyridae. Gene Ontology annotation, molecular function: double-stranded DNA binding; single-stranded DNA binding; ATP binding. The transcript is spliced from 4 exons. The coding region runs from base 122 to 1144 and encodes 340 amino acids.
UGAAAAACAAAACAAAUUCAUUUCCUAACCUAUAAGAACUAAAGCAUUCUGUGUCAAAGUCAAAAAGAAAUUAUUGUGUGAUUGCUUAUCAGUCGCGUAUGUUUAAAGGAUAUUUACGAAAAUGAGCGUCUCUGUAGGCUCCACUGCAACAAUCGAAAAUGUCGCCGCAGACAGUGAAGAAGUCGGACCUCAACCACUUUCCAAAUUAGAAGGAAACGGCAUUACCGCCGCCGAUAUAAAGAAGUUGAAGGAGUCCGGUUAUUGCACCGUUGAGUCUGUGGCAUACGCACCGAAGAAGUUUUUGUUAACGAUUAAAGGUAUUUCGGAGGCGAAAGCCGAUAAAAUACUCGACGAAGCGACGAAACUCGUACCCAUGGGAUUUUCGACCGCCUCCGAUUUUCAUGUCAAGCGAUCCGAGGUGAUAUUCGUGACGACCGGUUCUAAGGAGCUCGACCGUCUGCUCGGGGGCGGCAUUGAAACGGGGUCGAUUACUGAAAUUUUUGGGGAGUUUAGAACGGGAAAAACGCAAUUAUGUCACACUUUGGCUGUAACAUGUCAAUUAGGGCUGGAUAGCAAUGGAGGAGAAGGGAAGUGCUUAUACAUAGAUACUGAAGGCACCUUUAGACCUGAACGAAUCCUCUCCAUAGCAGACAGAUACAAGUUGUCCGGUCAACGCGUUUUAGAUAACAUCGCCUAUGCCCGUGCUUACAACACAGACCAUCAAAUGAAAUUACUAGUGCAAGCAUCGGCAAUUAUGGUCGACUCUAGAUACUCAUUACUCAUAGUAGACAGUGCAACUUCAUUAUAUCGUACAGAUUAUUCCGGAAGAGGGGAAUUAUCAGCUCGCCAGAUCCAUCUUGCCCGUUUUUUGAGGAUGUUACUAAGGCUCGCUGAUGAGUUUGGAGUUGCAGUGUUGAUUACUAAUCAAGUUGUCGCGCAAGUAGAUGGGGCAGCUAUGUUUAAUGCGGAUCCUAAAAAACCCAUUGGCGGAAAUAUUAUUGCUCACGCUUCUACCACUCGGCUAUACUUACGUAAAGGGAGAGGGGAAACACGAGUUUGCAAAAUUUAUGAUUCACCUUGUCUUCCUGAGUCUGAAGCUAUGUUUGCUAUAAAUGCCGAUGGUAUUGGAGAUGCCAAGGAAUAAUUAUGUUUUUUCUUAUUCAUUUCAAUUAUUUGUGAAUUUUAGGUUUUAAGUUGACAGAGAUUAAGUAUAAUUAUUCAUUAUAGAUUUUGACUACAAUGUUGUAAUAAUAAUUUAGUGUUUGAAUUUUGUUAAAUAAAUGAUUAAUUUUUCCA